AUGUCCGGGUCAUCUCCGAUCUCUACGCCCACCGCUUUACCGCCGGCGGCGGCAGAGAGGGAAGGUCCUUCUGCCACCGAUCAGCAGCACCAGCACCAGCACCAGCACGCUCACCCGUACCACCUCGAGCUCACGCCGCAGCAGCAGCAUGACGCCGACCAGGCGGCCAUCAAGGCGGCGGCGGCGGCCGUAGAAGCGGUCCACCGCGCUGCCGCCGCGCCUCCAUCGAUGUAUGGGACAGAGGACGAUGAAGAGGAUGAUGAUGAUAUCCCGGGGCUGGAGGACAAGAGGGCGAAGCGGGGCUUCAGCAAGCGGGUUACCCUGCGGGACCUGGAGCGCUACUUCGAGUACCCGAUCGAGGAAGUCAGCAAGAUGAUGGGCGUGUCCACGACGAUCAUCAAGAGGCUGUGCCGCAAGUACGGCAUCAAGCGAUGGCCCUACCGCCAGAUUCGGAGCGUGAACAAGUCGAUCAAGUACGUCGAGCUCCUCGCCCGCACGGCGCAGGGGGUCGACAGACAGCGGCUACAAGAGCAGCUCGUCUCCCUUCACUACAAGAAGCAGCUCAUCUGCCAGGCGGCUACGACAGGAGCAUCCGCCAAGGUGCGAAAAUCCAUCCUGCAGAUGCGGCCCGAGGAACUGGACGCAGAGACGCUUCUCCGAACGGGCGGCGGUGCGAGUACCGGAGGCGGGGCAGGAACCACCGCCGCCGCCGCUGCUGCCGCUGCUGCCGCCGCCGCCGCCGCCGCCACAGAAUUCGGGGACCUAGGGAACCCCACUAGCCCGCUAGCCGCGGCGCCGGGCGUUCAGCAAGAGGAGGCGGGGUCGGCGGGGGGGGGAGAGGCCAGUGCCGGCGGGGACGGGGCAUACGGGCCGGAUAUUCAGGCGCACGGGUACCCGGGCAUGCCGGGGUACGGGGUGCCCGGGAUGGGUAGCUAUCCGAGUCUCGCAGCCGGGGGCGGCGACCCGACGUUGGCGUCGUCGUCGUUCGGUAUGAAUGGGAUGAAUGGGAUGAACGGGAUGGCGGCGAUGCAGCUCGCGGCGCAGUCGAUGCACCAGCACAGCCACGACCAAGCCGUGCAGGCUCAGGCUCAGGCUCAGGCUCAGGCCCAGGCCCAGGCCCAGGCCCAGGCUCAGGCCCAGGCUCAGGCUCAGGCUCAGGCGGCCGCCCAGGCCGGGAUGGGGAUCCACCACCCCCACCCUUACCACGACCCGAACCACCCGCAGCACCAGCAGCACAUCGACCUCAACCAGCCCCACGAGGUGCAGAGCCACCAGCUGACCUACCACCAGCACCACCUUCACCAGAGACAGAUGCAACUUCAGCAGGAGGCAGCCGCUGCCGCAACGGAGACGACCGGCGCAACCGCCAACGCCGCCGCUGCCACUGCAGCCGCCAACGCCGAGGCUUCCGGCAGUGGUAGUAGCGCACCCGCGUCGCCUGGAUCGGGAUCCAAUGGAGAGAAGGCUGCAUCACCUCCCCCCCAGGAAAACGGCCACUCGGCGUCAGUGUCAGUGUCAGUGUUUGACAGCCACCGUCCGGGGGCGGGGACCAGCCAGGCGGGCGCAUCUGCUGCUGCUGUUGCCGCCGCUGCGGCGGCCGCUGGCGCUGAUGACGCUGGCGCAGCCGCCGGUGUUGGUUGCGAAGAGCAGGGCAGUGCGGUUGAGGGUGCUGGUGGCGAUGCUGUUGCAGGGGGAGGGGAUGGUGGCGAAGGCUCGACAGAACGGGACUUUGGUGCUGACGCAAACGGAGCCGGAGGCUCUGCGUGACGAGAGCGCUGCGACCUUGUUAGUAGAUGCGUAUGUUUUUCUGUUUCCGUUCACAGCAGACAAGGAUUAUUACGGCUACAUGGCUGGUUUUUGUGGUAAGUAUCGUGUUUAUCGAAAGCAGAAGGGAGGGGAGGGGGCGGGGUCUUCCCCCGGACGAAAUGCGGCGUUGCUUUCUGAUUGGGCGUGACGGGCCCUUUGUCUUUACGCCUGUGCUGAUUCCCCUUUGUGGGGGGAGAAGCUCGCGCGUGGUGCCGACUAAAUACCUCGUCGGCUUUUGCUUUUAAGUUAGUAGGGUUGGCUUGGUGUUGCCGCCAGGUGGGGGGGGUGCUGCACCGGAUUAGGCUGCGACCGCGUGCGUGUAGAUGGUGUGCAGGACUGCAGUUUGCAGAUGUUAUACAAUAGACUUUGGAGUUGGGGUCGUUCGUCCCCGUAAGGGCAUCGUCGUCGUGUUUUUUUUGUUUUUUCUUCCACCAAAGUUGUCCGGGUACACGUGCAGCGCGGCUAUCUCGGUGGUGCUGUUCACAUCGACAUCGCCGAUACCAUGGUGUGUUCUUGGCCGCCAUAGCCGUGUGCUUCUUCGAGCUACGGCUGGGGCGUAUGUGCACGGAUUUUUUCUUGAUAGGGUGGCCUCUUUUUUUGGUUACCGUUGGGUCUUGUAUUGUACCAGGUACGGAAUAGAACGGUGGGAUACAUGGGUUGGUUUUGGUCCUCGAGACCCCUGCUGUUUUGGCGGGUCUGUUGGAUGGUCUGUUGGGUGGUCUGUUCGGUGGGCGACAAGGACGAAACUUUGUUGUCAAAACGCUUUGCAGUCCCGUGCGGAGCAAGAGGCUGCCAUUUUUGUUUUUAUUUUUUCGUUGUACCCGUGGUCCGCAGCCUGCGUCCGGGCGUGGGUCCUUCGAGGCACGUAGUGACCUGUAGCCUGCAGCUGCGCCUUUUGCUGCUGCUGGCCGGCUGUCGUUGUUGUUUUCUCCGUAUACCUUUAUUUCGGGGGAUGCUGCAAGCACAGAGAAACACGUCGGGUGAAUGAAGGCCCGUGCCAUCUGACUUCGGAGUGGCGCUGGCUGGGUGGGUGCGCUUGUGAAGCCGGAGGGGGAAGGCGUUGAGGGCCAUCGCUCGACCUUCUUGUACCCCUGGCGAACGGAGGCAGCUGAAGAGUUCGCGGUCCCUUGGGCAGAGGCUGUAGUGGAGGCUCAUCACGUGUAUCCGUUAGCGCUCUCCGCGGCACCAUGCCAGGCGAGAGGCAGACAGGAGCGGCUAAGUUAAAGGAGAGUAUCGGGAGCGAUACCAAUUCUACAUUGAGAAUGCAGUGCCGAUGGCGUGCAUCGUUCUUAGCUUGCUGGGUGUGUCUUUGAUUGCCCAACUACUACAGUACUACUCUGGGUGUGGCAAAUAUAGCCCUUGGAUGGACCCGAAUUCUCAAUUGUGUUUUGUAGGUCGUCUCAGAGUGCGUUUUAUCUUUUCAUGUUCACGGCAAUUUUGUUGUAGGUAUGUGAGUGAGUGGCCACUUUGCUCCCACCCGUAGUAGUUGCUCCUCCCCAAUAGUCUAGAGUGUUUCUGUUAUUCGCCGUUCAGGUUCCCGGCACAAGCUAGCAGUUGGGUGCAUCGUUGGUUAUUGGCGCGGGAAAACAUUUGUUCGGAAAGCUGUUUCUUAUCACCACAGAAAAUGGAAUGUAGAAUGGUGUUUUUUUUUGUCGUUUUGUUUGUGGUUCUGCAAGUUGAAAAAGUGUCAAUGUU
This is a messenger RNA of Ectocarpus siliculosus, 3501 nucleotides long. The record is from the annotation of a GenBank genome assembly. Lineage: Eukaryota; Phaeophyceae; Ectocarpales; Ectocarpaceae.